Molecule: messenger RNA, 4656 nt
Organism: Closterium sp. Naga37s-1
Lineage: Eukaryota; Viridiplantae; Streptophyta; Zygnematophyceae; Desmidiales; Closteriaceae
Source: the annotation of a GenBank genome assembly
AUGUCGCACGCAGUCACGAUCCGCAGCGCGCCCGUCGAGGCUGCUUUGCUCGAGUCCGCCGUGGCUCGUCCUGCCGCCUCUUCCCAGCGGCGUGUGCGGUUGAACGGACUCAAGGCCUUCCGCGGAGGACAUCUGGGUCAAACCUUCGCCGCGACACCUCAAGGAUCAGCUGUCGAUCGGCUACAAUCCAAGCAGAGGAUCCAUGGCCGCUCCGCAGUGCGCGCCGCCGUCGCCGUGGAGGCUCCUGCUGCUCCUGUGGCAGACGAAUCAACGCUGGUAACUCGUUCGGACAUUCGCAACAUCGCCAUCAUCGCACACGUCGACCACGGCAAGACGACGCUCGUCGACGCCAUGCUCAGACAAGCCAAGGUGUUCCGCGACAACCAGCAGAUGCAGGAGCGCAUCAUGGACAGCAACGACCUGGAGCGCGAGCGAGGCAUCACGAUUCUGAGCAAGAACACGGCGAUCCGGUUCCGCGGCACCAAGAUCAACAUCAUCGACACGCCCGGCCACUCCGACUUUGGCGGCGAGGUGGAGCGCGUGCUCAACAUGGUCGAUGGCGUGCUGCUGCUGGUUGAUUCAGUCGAAGGCCCCAUGCCGCAGACGCGGUUCGUGCUGAAGAAAGCGUUGGAGCUGGGGCACCGCGUGGUGGUGGUGGUGAACAAGGUGGACCGCCCAGCGGCGCGCGUGCAGCACGUCAUCAACGCCACCUUCGAGCUCUUCUGCGAGCUCGAGGCCACGGACGACCAGUGCGACUUCGCUACUGUCUACGCGAGCGGGAUUCAAGGGAAGGCUGGUAUGGAGCCCGAUGCGCUUUCUGACGAUCUCGAGCCGCUGUUUGAGACAAUUAUUAAGAGCGUUCCGGGGCCGAAAGUGCAGCAGGACACGGCGCUGCAGAUGCUGGUGACGAAUUUGGAUUAUGAUGAGCAUAAGGGGAGGAUUGCGAUUGGGCGCGUGCACGCGGGGAAGAUCGCGCGCGGGCAGGUGGCGAAGAUCUGCACGCCGGAUGGUAACUGUCGCGUGGCGAAGGUCGUGGAGCUGUUCGUGUACGACAAUUUCGCCCGCGUGCCCGUUGAUAACGUGGAGGCGGGAGAUAUCUGCGCGUUGUCCGGCCUGCCAGACGUGCAGAUCGGCGAGACGAUCGCGGAUCGCGACGGCGACGCGCUGCCGACGAUCUCGGUGGAGGAACCGACGGUCAAGAUGAGCUUCUCCGUGAACGUGUCGCCGUUCGCGGGGCGCGAGGGGAAAUUCGUGACUUCGCGGAACCUGCGGGAUAGGCUGAUGAGGGAGCUGGAGAGGAAUCUGGCGAUGAAGGUGGAGGACGGGGAGAGCGCGGAUACAUUCCUGGUCAGCGGACGCGGUACCCUGCACAUCACCAUCCUCAUUGAAAACAUGCGGAGGGAGGGGUAUGAGUUCAUGGUGGGCCCACCGCGGGUGAUCAACAAGGAGGAGAACGGCAAGACGCUAGAGCCAUACGAGGAAGCGGUGGUGGAGGUGCCAGAGGAGUAUGUGGGGGCAGUGGUGGACAUGCUCGGUACGCGCAAGGGGCAAAUGCUCGACCUGCAGGCCUCCAGUUCCGGCACCACGGUGGUGAAAUACCGUGUACCAACCCGUGGCCUGCUGGGGCUGCGCAACGCCAUGCUGACUGCCACGCGCGGCACAGCCGUCAUCAACACCAUCUUUGACAGCUACGGGCCGUGGGCAGGCGACAUGAGCACGCGCGAGCAGGGCUCCCUGGUGUCAUUUGACAUGGGCCCAACCACGUCGUAUGCGCUCUUCAGCUGUCAGGAGAGGGGGCAGCUGCUGCUGGGGCCGGGAGUGGAGGUGUACAAGGGGAUGAUCAUCGGUCUCCACCAGAGGCCUGGCGACCUGGACCUCAACGCGUGCAAGAGGAAAGCUGCCACCAACGUGCGAUCCAACAAGGAUGCCACAGAUUUGUUGGUUGCGUUUUUCCUUGCAGUGGUGUUGGCGGCACCCCUUGAGUUCAGCUUGGAUGACUGUGUGGAGUACAUUCAAGAGGAUGAGCUCGUGGAGGUUACACCCCUUUCAGUCCGCAUGCUCAAGAACCCCAGGAUGGGCAAGAAGGGAAAGAAGCUUCAACCGCCAUGGACGCUAAGCCUGGAUCAUGCAGCAUCAGAGCGACUCGGAGGCGGCGAAAUCGCGUCCUACUCGUUCGACGUCCUCAAGGAGGCGGCUGACGUGGCGGUGGAGCGGCUUUUGAUUCGCCAGUGCGGAUUGCUGCUGCCUCGGGUGUCUAUUGGCUCUCCCUCCUUGCUGUUCAUUCAACAAGGGUCGGGUGUGGUGGAGCUGAUAGAUGACAAUGGCCAGGCACCUGCUGACGUGUCACCAAUCACUGUGAACAGCGGGGACGCGGUCGUGGUUCCCAAGGGAUGGACGUACAGCAUCGGGAACUACCUCAACGAAUCCCCAGAGCUCAUCAUCACAGCCGUCCGAUUCAGCCAUCACAAGCAGAAAUCGUACCUUGCAGGCAGCAGCCCCCACUCGGUGCUGUCUGGCUUCAGUCUGCACAUCCUGGAGACGGCAUUCAACCAGCAGCACGAUGUCGUCAGGGCGCUGCUACGCCAGGCCACCGGGGGAGGAAUCAUCGUGUCCCGCUGCGUACCACCCUCGCCUCCUGAGCUUGCUGCACAGGAGGAUGCGGAAGAGGAGGAUGGGUCUGAAGGGGAUGGGUUGGAGGGUGGUGUGUUGGAGGGGGAUCUGUCAGGGGAGUUGGAGGAGGUGGGAACUGGUAGGGGUGCUGUUGUUGGGAUGAGGAGGAUGGGUUCGGCUGAGGGAGGAGUGGAUUUUGGGGUAGAGAGCAAGAAGGGUAAGGGGAAGGAGAAAAAGGGCAAGAAGGAAAAGGAGGAGAAGAAGGAGAAGAAGAAGAAGGAGAAGGAGGAAAAGGAGAAGAAGAAAGAGAAGAAAGAGAAGAAGGGAAAGAAGGAGAAGAAAGAGAAGAAGAAGGUUGUUCUGGUGGAUCAUGUGGCAGCACGGAAGCCUGCAAUCGUGACGGAGGGCGGCAGCAUGGUGCGAGUGUCGUGCCGUGACUUCAAGGCGCUCAGGCACGCAGGCAUUCAGGGAGAGAUUGUACUGCUCACCCUCUACCCGCAUGCGGUGGUGGCACCACACAUCCAUGGCAACGCAGCAGUGGUGUUCACGGUGCUCAAGGGCUCUGGCCACUUUGAGUCGGUGCACCCCAACGGCACCACGGCCGCCACCGAUGCCGUGCAAGCAGGCCACGUGGGAGUGGUUCCCAUGGGAUAUGCCCACGCCCUGCAGGCGGGAGAGCAGGGCGUGCAGAUUCUUGUUGCCAAGAACGCGUCGAAGCAAGACAUCAAGAGCGCGUACCGACGACUCGCUCGGCAGUUCCAUCCGGACGUGAACAAAGACCCUGGAGCGGAGGACAAGUUCAAGGAGAUCAGUAGCGCGUACGAGGUUCUUUCGGACGACGAGAAGCGGCCACUAUACGACCGCUUUGGGGAGGCGGGCGUGUCUGGGUCUGGUGGCAUGGGAGGAGCGGGAGCUUACACGUCGAACCCGUUCGACCUGUUCGAGUCCAUAUUCGGGCCGGGUAUGGGCGCUGCCGCGCGGGGAGGCAUGGGCGGAAUGGGCGGCAUGGGCGGCGCAGGCCCGCGGACGCGACAACCUGUUCCGGGCGACGAUGUCAAAAUGGAGAUGCCGCUGGAGUUCCGCGAGGUGAUAUUCGGCGCGGAGAAGACCAUCAACGUGGCGCACCUGGACGGCUGCAGCGAGUGUGGGGGGUCGGGCGCCAAGGCGGGCACGUCCCCCCGCACAUGCCCCACGUGCCGGGGCAUGGGGCAGGUCAUGCAGACAAGGCAAACGGCCUUCGGAAUGUUCUCAUCGGUGCGUUUCAAUGCGGGGCACCUGGACGGCUGCAGCGAGUGUGGGGGGUCGGGCGCCAAGGCGGGCACGUCCCCCCGCACAUGCCCCACGUGCCGGGGCAUGGGGCAGGUCAUGCAGACAAGGCAAACGGCCUUCGGAAUGUUCUCAUCGGUGCGUUUCAAUGGAGUGGGGGAGGUGAUAUCUGAGUUCUGCCGCAAGUGCGGGGGCGAGGGGCGGGUGAGGACGCGCAAGCCAGUGGUGAUCAACGUGCCGGCAGGGGUGGACUCGGGGACGGUGCUGCGCGUCAAAGGGGAGGGCGACGCUGGCAUGCGCGGCGGCAAGCGGGGCGACCUGUACGUGUUUGUGAAGGUGAAGGAGACGAUGGGCAUUCGCAGGGACGGCAUAAACCUCUACUCCAAUGUCAGCAUCGACUACACUGACGCCAUCCUUGGGACCGUCGCUAAGGUGGCAACGGUGGACGGGGCAGCGGAGCUGAGAGUGCCGGCAGGCACACAGCCAGGGGAUACGCUGGUGUUGGAGCGCAAGGGCGUGCCCAAGGUGGGCAAGAGCAACAUCCGGGGCGACCACUUCUUCCAAGUCAACGUCUCCAUUCCUAAACGAGUCAGCCCCACGGAGCGGGAUCUGGUGGAGGAGCUGGCGUCAAUUCACAAGACGGGCAAGACGCGCACGGGGAUCACUGUGGAGGGCGCCAGGCCACGGGGUUCAUCAUCCAGCUCAGGCGUGGAUGGGGAGGGCAUUGUCGACACUGUCAAGACUGUUUUUUCGGGCAUUAAAGAUUUCUUCAGCAAGUGA